UCCUUCUGUUAUGUUUCUGUGCUGCUCUUUUUUUUCAGCUUUUCGUUAUUAGGAAAUCGAAAACUGAAGCUGCGGCUGCGACUGGGUCUAUCAUCAGUCCGUGAGACGGUCUCAAAGCUAUUGGUCGUGUUGUCGCUUUUGUCGGAAAAACAGCAGCACGUAACGCUGAGCAGAAGAGAUCCACUAACGUAAGCGGUCGAGACGUAACGCCAUGCGAUCGGUGAUAACGGUAAAACAUUCAAAAUGAAGCGUUACCGUUCAGUGAAGUGAAGAGGAUCAAGCAAGGAUAAAUCCUGAAAAAAUAUACAAAAUAUAAAAUGUGUAAAUUAAAAAUGAAAAUCAAAUACCUAACUGUGUGAAUUCCUCACUUUCAUCCUAGACACGAAAACAACAACGAAAAAAAAAAAACAAAAAAACAGGAAACUAUCCCCCAAACUGCAAUCUUCCUAUAGACAAUAAAUCUCUUAAACUUUUCCGUAAAUCUUCCAUAAAUAUAAGAAUUUAUGCUUACACAAAUCAAAUCACAAAUUACCAAGGAAUUUUAUGGACUACGCCCAGUAGAUGAUGUGAUAUUAAAGCACUCACACUCCCAGGUGCACAGAGAGAUGCAUAUCUAUGGCCUAUAUAUAUACCCGAGAUCGGUGCUAAAUCAAUGAUAACUACCCGCUUAGGUCCAAUUAAUGCAAAUUGUGACAGCGCGUAAAUGCAAAGUGAGCCGAGCAGCACGGAAAUCAACAACAAAUGCCACUGAGACAUGUGAGCAGGCUGAUGAUUAUGGGCAGACAUUAAACAGACAAUCCAUAAUGAAAUUAUAAAAUUGAAAAGAUUAUAGCCCGGGCCGAGCGAUCGUCGAGAGGAAACUGAAACGACUGGGAAGUGCGGAGAGAUUGGAUCGAAACCGAAGCGGCUUGGCCGGGGAUCGAUGUCAACUCCGGGGAGAACUGCUCGCCAAUUAAACCUAAUUAAAUAGAGAAAUAUAAUAAAAAAAAAGUAAUUUUACACAACUUGUAUCAUAAAUCAGACCACACUGGCCAGCGCGAGUGAUUGUAAAAAGUGUAAAAAUAUCAGUUAAAUAUAUAUCUCAAAGUGGCAAUUUCCCUCGUAUAUACGUACAACUAAAGCUCCUAAAUACCAUAAAUCUACAAGUGUUAAAUACAAUAAUUUAUUAAAACCUUUCAUUUUUCCUAACAUUUCAAUGCUAGGAAAAUUGUACAAAGCCUAAUUCCUGCAACAAAAGCAUAAACAACAUUUAUGUGUUUUAAAUAAAAGACCCAAUAACUUUAUAAAACUUUAGACGUAUAAAUGUCCCUCUAAACGAACUGUUUAAAUACUUUCCAUUGAAAUUUCAAAUCCAUUUGGAAAAAUACAAUCGCAACUUAAGUUCCCACGCGCCGUCGGAUAUCUUGGCUGGAUAUAUGCAAUAUAUCUUAUGUCUUGGCCCGAUCACAGGAUGACUUACGCUCUACAGCAACAGCAACAACAACAGCCAGCUGAAGCAACAACUAUAGCAACCAGAAGAUCAAAUUUGUAUAGCAGCCAAUGCCAGACGAGUUAUCAACAUCCGUAAGGCCGAGAGAGGAAAAAAAACGCUGCAAUAGCCAAACGGUGCUCAAAUGGUGAUUUCUUCCUGCCAGCGGCCAACGGAUAUCCGUGCGGAUUUUAUACCAACAACUACAGCAGCAGCAAACACAGCCACAACAACAAGUUGUGCAAUUAGAGCAAAGCUGCUCAACCAACUAGAAGAGGCUGGCAAAUCGAUGCUACCAAAGCGAUCAGAAAAAUCAAGCAUGUACAUAACUCCUGUAAAACGAAGGCAACUUUAAAUCAGAAUCAUUUGGAGCGUCGUCAGUGGCAGCAGUAGCAGACGAACUGGAAGAGAAAAGCGAAGCUUAAACUUAGAACCUACAUCCGGCAGCCUGGGCAAUCAAUCGCACCACCAAUCAAUCAAUCAAUCAAUCAUUCAUUUAGUAGGAAAAGCGCCGGAAAACGGAGGAAAAAACUCGGUUACGGCCCGUGAGCGACUUACAUAUGAGAGUUAUGAGAGAGAAAGACCACUCACCAAGAAAGAUGCUUCCUAGCCCGAAACAGGGCUGCGUAUACCCUGCCUUAGGAUUAAUACCCACAUCGUAUAUAUCACACGUACCUUAUGAUCUGGCCUCCGCGGCGGCGGCGGCAACCUCCUCGUCCUCAUCGUCGUCCUCGCCGACGACGACAACGACCACAACGACCACUGGCCGGCUGCAACAUCAGUCGCAGCAGCAGCAGCAUCAGCAGCAACAUCAGCAGCAGCAACAUCAGCACUCCCACCAGCAACAUCAGACGUUGAAUCACCAUGCCAAGGGCAAGAGAAGAAGCAGUUUCGAUCAGCCGCUGGACCUGCGAUUGGCCCACAAGAGGAAGACGGAUUUGGCGGAUGGGGGGCCGCUGGAGGAUGAGAACAGCAACCUGAUAAUGUUCGCCAGCGAACUGGCGGUGGCCCAGCAGAAGGAGAAGGAGCUGAACAACAAUCACAUAGCCGCCUCGCUGGCCGAUCUGGGUUUCGACAUGAGCCGGAAAAUGCUGAGGGCCCUGCGGGAAGGUGGCGGUGCAGGAGGGGGUGGACCCACCACCGGACCGCCUUUGACACCACCGCAAUGUGCGAUGCCUGCUGUGCAUCCCACACUCCUAGAAGCCAUGACCAAGAACUUGCCCCUGCAGUAUCGCAAUGUGUUCGCCGGGGUGCUGCCCGGCAAGGUGACCAGUCCGGCGGCCUCGAGUAGUCCCACCGGACCGGACUUUCCCUUCCGGCAUCCACUGAAGAAGUGCGAACUGACGUGGCCGCCACCCACAGAGCAGCUGCAACUGGAGCUGCCCCAUCCGAAUCGCAAGUUGUCGCCGGUGCUGCCGCAUCCCCAGCUGCAGGACUAUCAGACGCGGCGGAAGAACAAGGCCAGGACAGCGGCCACGGGCGGCAAUGCCACGCCCAAUCUGCCGCAGCGCAACAAGGAUCGCUACACCUGCAAGUUCUGCGGCAAAGUCUUCCCGAGAUCGGCGAACCUGACGCGCCACCUGAGAACGCACACGGGCGAGCAGCCCUACAAGUGCAAGUACUGCGAACGUUCCUUUAGCAUUUCCUCGAACUUGCAGCGCCAUGUGCGCAAUAUCCACAACAAGGAGCGGCCCUUCAAGUGCGAGAUCUGUGAGCGCUGCUUUGGCCAGCAGACGAACCUGGACAGGCAUCUCAAGAAGCACGAAUCGGAUGCCGUGUCCUUGAGUGCCUUGUCGGGGGUGAGCGAACGGAUGCACUGCAUACGCCGGUUCUGCGAGAAUCCCACAGAAGAAUCCUAUUUCGAGGAGAUACGCAGCUUCAUGGGCAAGGUCACACAGCAGCAGCAGCAGCAACAGCAACAGCAGCAGCAGCAACACGACCAGCAGCAGCAGCAGCAACAGCAACAUCAGUCAACAGCAACAUCGGCGGCCAGUUCGUGUUCCUCGUCUCGCGACACGCCCACUUCCUCGCAGGAGGAGGCGGCGGAGAACACGGCAGCAAAAUCCACGGCUGAGACGGCAGCAACAUCGUCCAGCGGAGAUCAGGAGGAGGAGGAUUCGCAGCCCAUACUGGAGCUAAAGAAGACCCUCACCUCCAAGCUAUUUCCCACAACAACAGCAGCAGCAGCAGCAGCAACAACUACGCCGCCAGCAACAUCUAUCAAGGAAGAGGAACCCUAACUACACAACAGCAAUUUCUACAACAAAUUUCCUAUAGCAGAGAGCGGCCAGAAGGAGGUUAAAAGGUCCCUAAAACUAUGUCUAACAUCUAGCUAAGGGGCAGAUCCCUAAAACUAUGUCUAAAAAUCUAGCUGUAAAUAUAUAUAUAUAUAUAUAAAUAUAUAUAUACCUAAACCCCUAAUGUUCUACAACUAUGUGUAAAUCGAAUUGUACAAAUCGAGAAUUGGCAGAUCCAUAAUUAUAUAUAUAUAUAUACGAACGUAUGUGCAUAACUAUUAUUAGAUUCGUCUUAGGCAUUGGUAUCUUUUUGUACAUAAACAAACGUGACACGACAAAAAAUGUAUGAAAAAUAAUGACAAACAAAACAA
Molecule: messenger RNA, 4076 nt
Organism: Drosophila elegans
Lineage: Eukaryota; Metazoa; Arthropoda; Insecta; Diptera; Drosophilidae
Product: transcription factor hamlet
Exons: 2
Coding region: 2029-3708 (559 amino acids)
Biological process (GO): regulation of transcription by RNA polymerase II
Cellular component (GO): nucleus
Molecular function (GO): DNA-binding transcription activator activity, RNA polymerase II-specific; RNA polymerase II cis-regulatory region sequence-specific DNA binding
Source: RefSeq, a predicted model, not a curated record